Molecule: messenger RNA, 966 nt
Organism: Neurospora tetraspora
Lineage: Eukaryota; Fungi; Ascomycota; Sordariomycetes; Sordariales; Sordariaceae
Product: 60S ribosomal protein L10
Exons: 3
Coding region: 184-849 (221 amino acids)
Biological process (GO): ribosomal large subunit assembly; translation
Cellular component (GO): cytosolic large ribosomal subunit; ribosome
Molecular function (GO): structural constituent of ribosome
Source: RefSeq, a predicted model, not a curated record
UUGGCGUGCACCUGACCAGGCGAUCGGCCUGCCUUCCCACUCUGGCGCUGGAUUGGUAAUCGCCCGCCAAAAUCGCCUCCCCUUGAUCUUAAAGUUAGAGGAUUUCACUUGUCGUCGUCCCCCUCUCAACCCACGAACAACCACCUACGACCUCGUACGUGACAUCAUCAGAAAUCCGUCAAAAUGGCCCGCCGUCCUGCGAGAUGCUACCGCUACUGCAAGAACAAGCCGUACCCUAAGUCGCGCUUCAACCGUGGUGUCCCCGACCCCAAGAUUCGCAUCUUCGAUCUUGGCCGCAAGCGCGCUACCGUCGAUGACUUCCCUCUCUGCAUCCACAUGGUCUCCAACGAGUAUGAGCAGCUGAGCUCUGAGGCCCUCGAGGCCGCCCGUAUUUGCGCCAACAAGUACCUCGUCAAGACCGCCGGUAAGGAGGGUUUCCACCUCCGCAUCCGCGUCCACCCUUACCACGUCGUCCGUAUCAACAAGAUGUUGUCUUGCGCUGGUGCCGAUAGACUUCAGACUGGUAUGCGUGGUGCCUGGGGUAAGCCCAACGGCACUGUCGCCCGUGUCAACAUCGGCCAGAUCAUCAUGUCUGUCCGUACUCGUGACUCCAACAAGGCUUUCGCCCUUGAGGCCCUCCGCCGCUCCCAGUACAAGUUCCCCGGUCGCCAAAAGAUCAUCAUCUCCAAGAACUGGGGUUUCACUCCCCUUCGUCGCGAGGAGUACCUCGAGAAGAAGGCUGCUGGCAAGCUCCUCAUCGAUGGUGCCUACGUCCAGUUCCUCGGCAACCGCGGCUCUCUCGAGCGCAACAUGAAGCGUUUCCCCGAGGCUUUCGCCACCGAGGCUUAAACGUCUGUCGCUGGGACAAAGAGUUGUUUCUGGGUUUAGGGUGGCGUCAACGGUCUUUUUUAGGGCUGAAAUGAGGGCAUGUUAGUAGCAUCAUGGUCUUGUUGGCACAGUCAAUAC